UCCUCACUGGUCCCUGGGAGUCGGGCGUGUGCGCAUGCUCCGUGCGCCGGGUCGCGCUCUGGGCGGCGGAGCCUGGGCGCCUCUGCUCCAGUUCCCGAUGAGCUUCGGCGUGGCAGCCUGGUGUCGGCCCCGGGCCAGCGGGAGGGAGCCCUGUGGGAGUGGAAGGCCUGACUUCUCCACCUGGACCGCGCGCUCCCCUGGCCGAGAGGGCAGAGCGCAGGUUUGCUUUGAGGUUACGUGGGUAUGAAAUAUGGAGUCAUCUUUGGUAACUUCACCCAGGAAAGGGAGAGCCUUCUUCCUCAUUAAGAGACCAUAAGGACAGCAGUGACCAAAGGAGUCAUGCCAGAUGCCACCUCUCCAUCAAGACAAAUGGCUUGUGUUUUAAAGAAAAUGAUUUGUUCAUUGACAUUUUUACCAGUUUAAAAAAAUCUUUUUCAUUUUAAACUAUACAAAUCUCUUAUACAAUUUAACACAUAUAAAAAUCUUUGAGGCUUUGUUUAAGAUAGCUUUCUUUUUUAACUUUCAAAACUUAAUGUUUAUGUACCCUGUUUUGACUUCGCAAAGUCCUCGAAAUUUACAGCAUCAGGAAAGAUAUGAACUUGGAAACUUACAUUAUAAUAGACUGCAGUGACUUUAAGUGGACAGACAAUUCAAGAUAUCAUCCAAUUUAUCAUCAGAAACUUCACAUAAGUAUAUGAUUCUUAGCUUUAAUGCAAACGAAGUUGCUCGAAAAUGGCGUGGGUAAAAUUCCUACGGAAACCCGGGGGCAAUCUUGGAAAAGUCUAUCAGCCAGGGAGCAUGCUGUCCCUGGCCCCCACCAAAGGCCUGUUGAACGAGCCAGGACAAAACAGCUGCUUUCUCAACAGUGCCGUCCAGGUUUUGUGGCAGUUGGAUAUAUUCCGAAGAAGCUUGCGGGUUCUGACUGGACAUGUUUGUCAGGGAGAUGCCUGCAUAUUUUGUGCACUGAAGACGAUUUUCGCGCAGUUUCAGCACAGCCGGGAGAAGGCCCUGCCCUCGGAUAACGUGCGGCACGCGCUGGCCGAGAGCUUCCGCGACGAGCAGCGCUUCCAGCUGGGCCUGAUGGACGACGCCGCCGAGUGCUUCGAAAAUAUAUUGGAGAGGAUUCAUUUUCACAUAGUGCCAAGCAGAGACUCAGACAUGUGCACCUCUAAAUCCUGUAUCACUCACCAGAAGUUUGCUAUGACUCUGUAUGAGCAGUGUGUGUGUCGUAGCUGUGGAGCGUCAUCAGAUCCCCUGCCUUUUACAGAAUUUGUGCGGUACAUUUCGACAACAGCCCUGUGCAAUGAAGUUGAAAGAAUGAUGGAAAGGCAUGAACGUUUCAAGCCUGAACUGUUUGCAGAAUUGCUGCAAGCAGCAAAUACUGCUGACGACUACAGGAAAUGCCCUAGUAACUGUGGCCAAAAAAUAAAAAUCCGCCGUGUGUUAAUGAAUUGCCCAGAGAUCGUCACGAUCGGCCUGGUCUGGGAUUCCGAGCAUUCUGACCUGACGGACGAUGUCGUUCGCCACCUGGCAACGCACCUGCAUCUGCCUGGGCUUUUUUAUAGGGUUACUGAUGAAAAUGCCAAAAAUAGUGAACUUCACCUUGUCGGCAUGAUCUGCUACACCAGCCGACAUUAUUGUGCCUUUGCGUUUCAUACCAAGAGUUCCAAAUGGGUAUUUUUUGAUGAUGCAAAUGUGAAAGAGGUUGGCACCAGGUGGAAAGAUGUGGUCUCCAAGUGCAUCCGGUGCCACUUCCAGCCCCUGCUUCUGUUUUACGCAAACCCUGAGGGGACAGCAGUUUCUACUGAAGAUGCACUCAGGCAGGUCAUCAGCUGGUCCCAUUAUAAAUCCGUUGCAGAAAACAUGGGAUGUGAAAAGCCCUCAAUUUAUAAUUCAAAAGAUAAUUCAAAAGAAAAUGGAUUUGGUGAUCAGGCAAAACAGAGAGAAAAUCAGAAAUUUCAAGCAGAUAACAUUUCAUCAUUUAGUCGGAGCCACAUUCAAACAAGUGGUGGUAGAGGACCAGUGAAGCUAAGUCACAGCGAUCAAAGGGAAAAGAUGAAAGGUAUUUCCAGAGAAUGUGCUCUGAAGGCCAUGGAACAGAGAAACUUACUUUGCUCACAAAGAAGAGAUCUGGAGAGGGGACAAAGGAGAGACUUGGGUCGACAUAGAGAUUUGGUUGAUGAAGACAUCCCACAUUUCCAGCCUGGAUCGCCUCCUGCCCCCAGCGGCUUUAGGCAGCGUGGCCGUCCACCCGUGUGUCACAGUCAGGCGAGAGGGCCGUGCAGACACGACCAGGCUGCCCAGCAGGGCCGCGCUGCUGCCCAGAUGCCGAAUUCCAGGAAAGCCCAGAUCCUUGUUCCGGGAGAGAAACCUGGCAAAGUUAAGAGUGACGGUGGCACUGGGUAUGACACAGACAGUAGCCAAGAUUCGAGGGAUAAAGGAGGCAGCUCUAACGGCAGCAGUAGGAGCCGGAACCGAGGCUGGAAACCUCUGCGGGAAACCUUAAAUGUGGACAGUAUUUUUAAUGAAAGUGAAAAAAGGCAGCAUAGUCCAAGACAUAAGUCAAAUAUCAGUAACAAAUCUAAAUGUAGCAAAGAUCAGAGUUUUAACAACUGGCCAAAAGAGAGUCCAAAGCAAAAAUGUUUAAUGACCAUCUAUGAAGAUGAAGCAGGAAGCAGGAGCUCCCUGGAAUGUGAUGGAAAAGGAGCGGAGAACAGUACAAGCCUCAAAGAGACGAAAGCCCACGGCGACCGCUGGCAGAUGCAGAGGACUGAGUCUGGGUACGAGAGCAGCGACCAUGUCAGCAAUGGGUCUGCUAAUUUGGACUCCCCCGUCACAGAUGGAAAUGGUGCAGUCUUGGAGCUCAGUGGCGCUGGAGACACAGCACCCUUCAGUGACCAGAUUAAGACAUGCAACGUAAAUAUAGAAUGUGUGAACAGUGCCUCCCAACAGAUCAAAAACCACUUAGAAGGCUUCAGGAAAGAACUCAAGAACUUGGAAGUAGGCGGCAAAGCGCAUGAGCGCCAGCCCGAAUCACAUGUACAAGUGAACAAUCCUUUGAUUAACAGGUCACACGCACGUGAAUCCAACGGAAAGUUAUUCCCUUUGUCCAGUCCGCCAGUACUCAAGGACCAGAUAGCAAAUGAGCAUAUCCACCAGUCAGGUGAACAGAAACUUGAAAAAUCAAGUGACUGCAAAUUUUCUGAGUGGCACAAUAUAGAAAAUGCUGAGAGAACAGGUUUACUUUUUCACCUCGAUGAUAAUUCUGCUUCUGGAAGGAAAAUGAGCAGUAAUGCAAUCGUCUCGCCAUCCUCACCGUGGCCCUCACAAACGAGAACUGCUGGCUUAAAGCCAGAAACUGCUCCUCACACCAAGCAGCAAACGGGGGCAGAGCAGUGUUACGCCGAGAACUCUGUGUCCGGGGAGCAUGUAGUUCAGGCAGCCUACAGGUCUGAUGGGCGUCUGGUGCCAAAACUCCUUUGCCAGAAUAUACCACCGCCUUUGCCACCAAAAAAAUAUGCAAUAGCCAGUGUGCCACAGUCAGAGAAAAAGGAUUCUGCGCCUGACGUCAAACUUACAGAGAUGCUCAAAGUUGGUCCUUCUAGUCUUCCGAAACAUGGCUUCAGUACAGCUUCAGAACCAGGUUCAGAAGCGAGUGCACAUUUAAAUGAUGAAAGACUCAAGGAAACAUUUCAAGUGAAAGAGCAUGUGGGCAAUGCGCCGAACCAGCCAUCCAGCUCUUCCGCUCACGACGUUCAGGCAGAUGUGGGUCCAGCUGUCGAUGCUUCGUGCCAGGCAGAAACAGACUCCAGUUCCACCUGCCCAAGUGAGACAAUUUCGUUAACUACCUAUUUUUCAGUUGAUAGUUGCAUGACUGAUACGUACAGGCUGAAAUACCAUCAGAGGCCCAAGCUCUGUUUUCCAGAGAGCAGUGGCUUCUGCAACGAGAACUCACUGUCUCAGAGUGAGCGGGGGCUGGGACCUGCGUUACAUAGUAGUCUUAGUUCAAACCGCCCCUCUGAGCAAAGAUACAAACCUGGCAUACACUGUAAUAGGUAAACGAUGAAACCGGCACACUCACUCUCAGACCAGACGAAACCUAGUGCAAGAUGAAAUUAAAACCGUGGCGUUUUUAAAGCCACUGAUCACUUUAACUUCCUCUCUAUAUUUUUUCGUUUUGUGAUAAUCAACUUAUUGGAUAUUUUAGGGAACCCUUUGAACAGUCUUGGCAUGCUUCGAAAAAAUAGAAAAUGAGGUGCAAAAACUCAUUUACCAUUUGCUGCUGUUGAAUAAGAAUGGAAUUCGUUCCUGUUUUUGUGUUGGUAGACCCACAGGUGUUACACUAACCAGUACUCGUGUUUGUGGGUUGGUAAACUGUGCUAACUGAAAAUGCCAUAGACAAAUGGCUUGCGUGGUCAAAGCAGGAUUCACUAUAUAGGACUUUGUCACAACCAAAAGAAUGCUUCGGCCAUCUAUUUCCGACUUCUGUGAUAGUCUCUGCAUAUGACUUAAGUGUCUUAGAAAUAUCGACCCAUGAGAUUGACAGCAGUUGACCAAAAAAAAAGCCUUAAUGAAAAAGAAAUUUUUAAAUUCUCAAGAUCAAAACAGAAGAAACUGAAUUUUUCUCCUAGAACUCUACUUUCCAAACGCCUAGUUAACAUAAAUUAGGCCUUUGACUGUUGUGUGUAUUCAUAAACAUUACUACAGCCAGGUAAGCUAAAAAUAAUUAAAAUACUUUCAUGUAUUUAUUUAUCUUGCUACAGUUUUUCUAAUUUCAUAUGAAAUGUGAAAGCUUUUUAUUUUGGUUUGAUUGACUUCGGGCUGCUAGUACCAACGUUAGGAAUAACGUAGUGCCCUCUUCCUGGGAAUCUCACUGUGACUGCCGACAUGUCCCCUGCUGUAAUCUUACCUAAUAUAGGUUGUCAACCCAUUUUAUUUUCUGAUUCUUGAAUUUAAAAAUCUUUCUGGGUUUCCAGAUUAAAUUUCUGCCAUUCAUAUAGAGAUUUAAUUUUAAUAAAAUUUAUUGUUUUGAGCAUCCUUCCCUUUUUUUCUAGCCAUUUUACCCUACUUUCGUGGAGAGGGCUUUUUUAUUUCUAAACAAAAUAAAGGAAUUUUCCAAGAUGAUGAUGACUUUACAAGUGUGAAAAUUCAAUUGCCUUAUUUCAUUAGUUGUCAUUUUAUUUUGUGCUAAGCUAGUAAACCGGCUUAGACUAGUUUUAUCUUGUUCACUCCAAACAAUUGAGAAUGAUAGAAUUAAAAUUUUAAAGUUUAUAGCUAUAACUUGACAAUUCUAUAAACUAAUUAGUAAAUUUAAUAUUUUGAACAAUUCCACAAAUUGUCAAAUAUUCCACAUUGUAAAUGAAUGAAAAUACUUCUAGACAAAAAGAAAGUAAUUGCUUAUAAAAGUCUAACUUCACCCAGUUACCCAGUCUCGGUCAACUUUGACUUCAUACUAGCAGUUUUUAAUAGCCUUUUCUAACUAUAACAGUAAGUGAUUAUUACUUUAUAGUCUCUCAAUUUAGAAAUACUUGAAUAUCAAGUAAAUUAAAAUUUAUCUUUUAAGAAAGCUUAUUUUUUAACAUAACUUUUAGUAUGGAACAUUUGUAAAUAUUGUAAACUUUGUAAAAUUGUGUUUGAAAUGUCUGUAUUUAAAUACUGCUUUUGUAACAUUGUGAUAUACUAGAAAAUGGGCCUAUUUCAAGUAUUUUUAAUAACUUUCAAAAACAUUCUGUGUAGGUUUUUUUGUUCUUAAUUUUUUCUUGGUCAAGAUGUCCAGUUGAACUGUGUUGUCUGAAACAGUUAAAACUAAUUUCUGAUAUUUAACAGCAAUCUCAUAGAUUUAUAUUUUCAACUCAGUUGAAUUGCAGAUGUCAAAUAGAAAUGUCCGAUUUUGGCUUUUUUUUUAAAUACUGUCCGGUUGAAACCUCCUGAAUCAUGUUAUAGUACUAACAAACUAGAAACUGACCAUUUGUUUUUAUGUUGAUUCAACACUUCAAAUAUAGAGUGAAUGCAUAUUUAAUAACUAAUCAUUCACAUGUAAAAUUUUUAUUUUUAGGGUGCCUAUUUAUUUUUAUAGGUAUUUCGUUUACAAGCUUAUUAUACUUUUGAAAUAAUGCAACCAGCAAUUGUAAUGUUCGAAAUACUUAUCUUCCACAUGUUCUAUUUUCAUGUGAAAUUGUUUUCUCCAGUUCAGUUUUUUUUUUUCAGAUAAACUGAUCUUUAAGUUGAUAUGGUUGGACUUUUCUUUGCAUUUAUCAGCUAUGGCUUCCUCUUCCCCAAGAUGGAUUAUGUAUUUUAUGAGAAAUGUUAAGUCAAUUUAAAGUUCAAGGAUAUGUGAACUAUCACAGGAGGCUGCUAAGAGUUCAGCUCCAGUGAGGACUUCUACAGGAGUUGGCAAACUUUCUAUACAGCCAAAUAGUAAAGGACUUAGGCUUUGUGGACCUUGUACCAAACCAGCUACUCAGCUCUGCCAGUACAAGGUGGAAACAGCAAUGAACAAUAUGUAAAUGAUGGGCACGUGUUUCAGUAAAACUUUGACACUGAAACUUGGGACUUCAUGUAAUUUUCACAUAACAUGGUCUUUUUUUCAAUCAAUUUAAGAUGUAAACAUAAUACUUAGCUCAUGGGCAUUAUAAAAAUCUGGCCCACUGGCCAUAGUUUGAUGACCCUUAUCCUUAUCUACAUUAAAUGCCUUUACUGACCCUGAAUAUCCUGUGGUCCCUGAGUAUAUUCUAGUGCCAUUUCAGGACUAGGUACAUGGAGCAGUUUACAUCCUAAAUUUUCACUCCUACAGACUUCCUCACAAUUGUUUAUCAGCCAGUUCAUUUCAAAUAGUUAUUAAAGCAAUCAUUUCUCACAUGAAAUUGUUUGUGAAACUUACCAGAUUAAAAUCGCUUUGCUAUUCUUUUGA
Messenger RNA from Pteropus alecto (black flying fox), 6910 nucleotides. RefSeq names its product ubiquitin specific peptidase 53 (gene USP53). The transcript is spliced from 16 exons. Gene Ontology annotation, biological process: protein deubiquitination; sensory perception of sound; response to auditory stimulus. Lineage: Eukaryota; Metazoa; Chordata; Mammalia; Chiroptera; Pteropodidae. Gene Ontology annotation, cellular component: cell-cell junction. The record is from RefSeq and is a predicted model, not a curated record. Gene Ontology annotation, molecular function: cysteine-type deubiquitinase activity. The coding region runs from base 733 to 4059 and encodes 1108 amino acids.